AUUUGGGUCGUGGGCUUUUCUCCGUGAACGAGAUCCGAGGCGCGGGACGCAUGUAAACGGGGGUGGCCCUCUCGCGCCCCUUUCCCGGAGUGUUAACUCCCUGAAGAACAUAGAGCAAGCAAAUUCCAGACAGUCCUCCUGCCACAGAGAUGCAGGAAACAGAUCUCCCGGACAAAACUGAGUGUGCACAGCUGCAGCACUCUGCAGAAGAGGCAAUGGAAACCGCAGCUGCCAAAGGCUGCUCGCCGAAGAGCAGUGAGGUUCCCCGUGUAUCCUUGCAGUUGUCUCACAGUGAAGAGUCAGAACCAGGCCCAGAGGCCCGCUGCUUCCGGUGGGGGGAGUUCCAGAGCAGCACUCCAGCUGAAAAUGAUGCAAGUGGAGCCAUGGAGUCGAAUUGCCUGGUCCAUGGAAGAUCAGCCUUUGUGGCUUAUGAUGGCAGCAUCCCAGGCGGCCAGGAGGCCUCUGAUGCCCCACAGACCCGCAGGGAUGGUGGAGAGCAGGAACCUGCUGCCUGCAAUGUGGUGGCCCCCGGACCCAUCGAGGAGGAGGAUCCCGCCGUCCUUGCCAUGUUCCGCGCUGUCGCCGACAGCCGCUUGGCGGUGCGGAGCCAACAGAAGGACGAGCCGGAUUUCACGCCUGCACAGAAGCUGGCCAUCCUGCAGGACUUGUACCGCUCGAAGCCCCUGGUCUUCCUGGAGCGCUUCCGGACGGUCCUGCGUGAGGAGCACCUGCCCUGCUUCCAGCACCUGUCUGGCAACUACGAGGCAGACUUCUACUGCGCCGAAGUGCGCAGGGCAGGCCUGGGCAAAACGCGGCACACGCGGGUGCGGAACAAGCGCUAUGCCGCUCUGCAGCAGCUCAUCAGAGAUGGGGAAUACUUCAGCGACGAGCAGAUGCGCUGCAGGGACCCGCUUCUUUAUGAGCAGUACAUCGGGCAGUACCUGAGUGACGAGGAGCUGCAGGCGCUGGGCAGCCUCAAGGAGGGGGCUUCCUGCUCCCUCUCGGCGGUCCUGCUGGACUCCUACCAGGAACAGGUCAUCCAGCGGCGGCUCCAGGUGCAGCAGGAGCAGGAGGAGGCCUGCGAGGAGGAGGAGGAGGAGGAGAGCAGCAACGACAACGGGGAAGGCAAAGCCUCCGACUCAGAAAUGGAUGAGUGGGUGCCCGACCAGGAGGAGAAAGCAAUUCUGCGGGAGGAGUUCACCAGCCGGAUGUACCAGCGCUUCCUCAACGGCAAGGAUGGAGACUUCGACUACAGCGAGGUUGACGAGAACCCAGACUUCGACAACCUGGACAUCAUCUCACGGGAUGAGGAAGAGCGCUACUUUGAUGGGGAGGAACCAGAAGAUGCAGGCGUGAUGGAGGCGGAGUAGAGGGGUCCGGGAUCCUGGCCCAGAGCUGGAGGCGAGGGCCUGGGACACAACCGCAGGGACACCGGAUGGGCGCGUUCUGCCCUCCGACAGCCCUCCUGCCUGGUCGAGAGGCUCCACCUGAAGGGGCUCAGAAGAGCAGCUUCGCCCUGGAGCAGGUGCAGUGCGUCGAGGUCCAACCUGAUGGUGUGCUCAGCAGCUCCAGUACUGGGCAGACGCCCCGAGUUUCUCUCCUGGCUGUUUCUCAGCGAGUCGCAGGAGAAGUGCCAACUCUCGCCCCAGUCAUUGGCAAAGGGCAAGGCCUUCUGGACUGGGCAGCUGCAGUUGGCAUCUGAAGCUGCAGGGCAGCGCUCCUUGCCCAGGUGGCUGCCUCACCUCUGGACAGUCCUGCUGCGGAGAUGUGACGGGGUCCGACCCACAAGCCCUGAAAAUCAUGGGACCCCCUGUUCGUGACGGAGGCAGAGCCUGGACUGCCGGCGGGCGAGAGGCUCUGCAGCUGCCCCGUUGCUCAGUGGCGCAUCAUGCGUCCAGCGACGUCUCCAGCGUUUGAAAAUAAAUAAUCUGUCGUGUA
Messenger RNA from Varanus komodoensis (Komodo dragon), 1938 nucleotides. It is a transcript of the gene CCDC97, whose product is annotated as coiled-coil domain containing 97. The record is from RefSeq and is a predicted model, not a curated record. The coding region runs from base 150 to 1370 and encodes 406 amino acids. The transcript is spliced from 6 exons. NCBI's taxonomy places the organism in Eukaryota, Metazoa, Chordata, Lepidosauria, Squamata, Varanidae.